AUGGCUCUUUCUUCUGGAAUCUUCUCUGCCUUUCUCUGCGUCGAAACGGCGCCGUUUCGGAGCUCGCCGUCUCUCCGUCUUUCUCCUCGUCCGGCUAACCUGCGGAUGCUCCGAGCGGUGACGUCAGCUACGGCGGCGUCCUCUGAGCCUACAACCACCAAGCCUCGGGAGCCACGUGGCAUCAUGAAGCCUCGACCAGUGUCCCCUGAGAUGCAGGAUGUUGUCGGCGAAUCAGUGAUUCCUCGGACACAAGCUCUCAAGCGCAUUUGGGCAUACAUCAAAGAACACGACCUUCAAGAUCCACAAAACAAGAAGGUUAUAAUCUGCGACGAGAAGCUGAAGAAGAUAUUUGAUGGCAAAGACCGUGUCGGAUUUUUGGAGAUUGCGAAACUCAUCGGUCCUCAUUUUCUCUGA
Molecule: messenger RNA, 414 nt
Organism: Arabis nemorensis
Lineage: Eukaryota; Viridiplantae; Streptophyta; Magnoliopsida; Brassicales; Brassicaceae
Source: the annotation of a GenBank genome assembly